Neolamprologus brichardi is the source of this 871-nucleotide messenger RNA. NCBI's taxonomy places the organism in Eukaryota, Metazoa, Chordata, Actinopteri, Cichliformes, Cichlidae. The record is from RefSeq and is a predicted model, not a curated record.
GGCAAAAAAUACCUUCGACUUGAUAACGGUAGGUUCAUGGUCGUUAAUAACUGGGGCUCCGUUGGAUUGUUCACAACAACAGAGAGGAAGGCGCACCAGCUCCGGCCAAAUAAAGCCCAGACGCGUUUUGGCACCGCACACAAACGGAAACCAACCGUUCCUGCGCGACGAGCUCCGUUCUUCUACUGUUAGCUGUUGUUUGUAACGAGCUAGCUUUGUCCUUCGCAGUCACAGCUGUGGUGGGUCGCUGAUAUUUUUUUAUAUAUAAAAAUCGCCGUGGAAUAUGGCUCAGAAUAGACAUCAUGUAGCCAGUUCCCAAAAAGCAUUAAUGCUGGAGAUGAAAAGUCUCCAAGAUGAGCCGGUCGAAGGGUUCAAAAUAACUUUGGUGGACGAGUCGGACCUGUACAACUGGGAAGUAGCGAUAUUCGGACCCCCGAAUACACACUACGAGGGUGGUUAUUUUAAGGUGAGCUCGCAGGGUUAUGAUGAAUGGGACUAUUUUAUGGGAAGGGUUGCCACAUGGGUCUCUCAGCCCGAGAACGGGGAUGUGUGCAUCUCCAUCCUUCAUCCACCAGUGGACGACCCACAGAGCGGUGAGCUGCCAUCGGAGAGGUGGAACCCCACGCAGAACGUCAGGACCAUCCUGCUCAGCGUGAUCUCUCUGCUGAACGAACCCAACACGUUCUCGCCCGCCAACGUGGACGCCUCCGUCAUGUACCGAAAGUGGAGGGACAGCAAGGGCAAGGACAGAGAAUACAUCGAGAUCAUCAGCUGGUUCUGCGGAAACGCACAGUUUGAUCUUAUUGGUCAGCUGCAUCUGUGUGCCAUCUAUAAAACGCACCACAGGCGCUCCGGAGCCGAGACCGUCUGA